UCAGAAACUCCCGGGGAACAGAAAUCGAAAUACUCGAGGUGUCUCUCCAUAAGAAAAUUUUUUACCAGAAUACCUCUUUUUGGAGAAUUGCAGAAAUAUGGCUGACGCAGACGUUCUUGCAGCGAGGAGAGGAAAAUCAGAAGCCAAGCAAACAGUUCUGUGUAAAGUGUGCGGAGACAGAGCUUCUGGAAAGCAUUAUGGAGUAUUAACAUGCGAUGGAUGUCGCGGAUUCUUCAAGCGAAGCAUUCGCCGGGAUCUUGCGUAUCAGUGCAAAGAGAAUAAUUCCUGCCCUAUAGAUGUGGCCAGACGAAACCAAUGCCAAGCCUGUCGGCUAAAAAAGUGCUUUGAAGUUCGCAUGAACAGGGACGCCGUGCAACACGAACGUGCUCCGCGUACAAAUCAGUUCAAACAGGCGUCAAACGAAGAAAUCCGAUGCAAGCCUCUGAAGAGGAAACAUAACAGCUACGAGCAGGAGCAUAUGGAUCUCCCACCAGGCCAAAUCCACGUAACUCCAAAGAAAGAAAAACUUCUGGACUCUCCUGUUACUCCGGAACCUAUAUUCUUCAGGAACAGCCCACCCAGAUAUACUAUGGAACAUAAGAGCGCCUUCCUCAUGGGAUAUUCAAACGCCGAGAGCCCAAAAGACGUCCCAGUGGCUGUUUCCGUGGCGACUGCAAUGACACCUCCGCACACGCCCCAGCAUGGACAACAGGUGCCCUAUCCAAUCAUGUAUCUUAGCUCACCGGAAAUGCUGCACGAGUCCGCUGUGCGGAUUCUAUUUAUGACCGUGAAAUGGGUUCGCAACAUUCCGACAUUCUUUGAUCUUCCAUUCCGCGAUCAGGCGAUCUUAUUGGAGGAGGGCUGGAGCGAGCUUUUCAUUCUAAGUGUCGCGCAAUGGAACUUGCCCGUGGAGAUGGGAACUUUGCUCGCGGCUGCGGGAUUGAGCCCGGAGCGGGAUAACUCGGACAAGUCAGUCUGCGGGAUGAGUGAGAUCAAGGCAAUGAAAAAUAUUGUGGAAAGGUUUAGAGCAGCGAAUAUAGACCAGACGGAAUAUGCCUGCUUGAAAGCCAUCAUUCUCUUUAAGCCUGAUAUUAGAGGACUAAGAGCCCCGAGUCACGUUGAGCAACUUCAAGACCAAGCGCAAAGCAUGCUGGGAGAAUAUGACCGCCAAACGUAUCCAAACCAGCAAGUUCGCUUUGGACGAUUACUCCUCAUGCUACCUGCAUUGCGAGUGCUGUCCGCAAAAUGCAUUGAGCAGAUGUUUUUUCGUGGUACGCUUGACAACAUCCCAAUGGAAAGGCUCUUAUCAGACAUGUUUAAGUCCGCAUAAUUCGUCUUCAAAAGUUGGUUUUGCAAGAUUCUACGCCCGGACGUAUAAAUUCGCCUGAAACGGCGGAAAAAGAAAUUGAAACGCAAAAAAAUAAGCGCUCGCGAAGUGAGCGACGUAAGAGCGUGGGUUGAAAUCGGACAGUAACGGUGCAACACGAAGAUUGCAAUGGAUAAUAUUCGUAGACUUGUCCGCGGAGAAUUGAAGAUGCUCCUUCAAACUGAUGUAUGGAAGGAUGGUGAAUUGUAAUAUUGCAGGCUAAGUCUGGUUUCGAUAACUUCCGAUUGGAAACCUUGAUGGAAAGGAGAAUAAAAUACAAGCAUAAUGUUGUCCGUUACUGAAUCAGACACAAUAAACAGUGACUACAGCAAGAGGAAAUCAUUUCACGUUCUCUUGCUUUCAAUUUG
Molecule: messenger RNA, 1734 nt
Organism: Pocillopora verrucosa
Lineage: Eukaryota; Metazoa; Cnidaria; Anthozoa; Scleractinia; Pocilloporidae
Product: nuclear receptor subfamily 2 group E member 1
Biological process (GO): regulation of transcription by RNA polymerase II; cell differentiation; anatomical structure development
Molecular function (GO): zinc ion binding; nuclear receptor activity; RNA polymerase II cis-regulatory region sequence-specific DNA binding
Source: RefSeq, a predicted model, not a curated record